Nematostella vectensis (starlet sea anemone) is the source of this 3002-nucleotide messenger RNA. RefSeq names its product serine/threonine-protein phosphatase 4 regulatory subunit 3A. The record is from RefSeq and is a predicted model, not a curated record. The transcript has 16 exons. Gene Ontology annotation, biological process: DNA damage response; protein dephosphorylation. Gene Ontology annotation, cellular component: nucleoplasm; protein phosphatase 4 complex. NCBI's taxonomy places the organism in Eukaryota, Metazoa, Cnidaria, Anthozoa, Actiniaria, Edwardsiidae. Gene Ontology annotation, molecular function: protein phosphatase activator activity. The coding region runs from base 144 to 2453 and encodes 769 amino acids.
CUAAUGUUUUGAAUGGCACUGUACAGAAGGCAGCGUAUUCAAUAUGGCGGACUAUUACAAAUAUAACAACGUUUGACGGCUUUUUCUCAUGUCCAACGAGGCAAAGUCCCCAAGUUUUUCCACUCUACAUCUUAUUAAAGAUCAUGGCAAAUACUAGACGCCGUGUCAAAGUAUAUACGCUAAAUGAAGACCGACAAUGGGAUGACCGAGGAACGGGGCACGUGUCGUCCUCAUAUGUUGAGCGUUUACAAGGGAUGUCCAUCAUGGUUCGAUCCGAAGAAGACGGUUCGAUUUUGCUCGAGUCAAAAAUUCAAUCGCACACAGCCUAUCAAAAGCAGCAGGAAACUUUAAUAGUUUGGUCCGAAGGAGAAAACUGCGAUCUAGCGCUAAGCUUUCAAGAAAAAGCUGGAUGUGAUGAAAUAUGGGAGAAAGUCUGCCAGGUCCAAGGAAGAGAUCCCUCUUGUACAAUCACACAAGAAAUACUGGACGAUGAUGAAUCAGAAGAUAGAUUUGAAGAGGUUUUAGAUACAUCAGGACCAAUAGAACUUCCUCCUUGUGAGCUAAGCAAGCUGGAAGAAAUCUCGGAGUUUUUAAGCGGUGUUCCUCCGCCGGCAAUACGCGAGAAAAUCGCACUAGCGAUAGAGCAAGACAACUAUAUCAAAAAGCUCCUUGAUCUUUUUCACAUGUGCGAGGAUUUGGAAAAUAUCGACGGUCUACAUCAUCUCUAUGAUAUCUUUAAGUCAUUAUUUUUUAUGAAUAAGCCAUCUCUACUGGAAAUUAUGCUUGCGGAUGACAUGUUAUUUGACGUUAUCGGGUGUCUAGAGUACGACCCCAAUCACCCAGAACCAAGGCGACAUAGACGAUUUCUGAGGGAAACAGCGCACUUCACCGAGGUUUUACCCAUUACAAACGCCGAACUUGUUGCGAAAAUACACCAGACAUUCCGUGUGCAGUAUAUAUACGAUGUUAUUUUACCUCCUCCUACAGUCUUCGAAGAAAACAUGCUCGCUUCUCUACACUCCUACAUAUUUUUUAACAAGAUUGAAAUCGUGACACAUUUGCAGGAAGAUGAUAAGUUUCUGAGAGAUUUAUUCAUGGAGCUAAAUGAUGAUGAGACAUCAGAAGAGAGACGAAUGAAGCUGGUUGCCUUUCUCAAGGAACUGGUGCAUUUUGCUUCUCAGUUACAAGUACAUCACAAAGACGAAUUUUUCAAGACAGUGUCUUUCCACGGUUUACUACCUGCCUUGGAAAUGUUACUGGCUUAUGACAACAAAAGCAUCAAGCAGGCAGCAGUUGAGAUGAUCUCUCAGCUGGUAGACAUAAGUCCUUACCUUGUCAGGGACUUUAUCAUGAAAGACGGCAAAACACAAGAAGAUGAGAUGCUGGUCAACCAACUAAUAGAUUACAUGAUCAGUGAUGGGGACUCAGGUGAUGCCUACCAGCUUGCAAGCCUUAUCAAAUCUCUGCUGGACCCAGAGAACAUGGCCCUUGGACCUAAUAAAAUGGAGAAGUCAGAAUUCUUGAGUUUUUUCUACAAGCACUCGAUGCAUGUGUUGACAGCUCCACUGUUUGCUGCCACAGCAGACAAGGUUUACAAAGAUGAUUAUGUGACGUCUGUCACUCUUGGUCACAUCAUUGAGCUGCUAACAUUCUGCAUAGAGCAUCACACCUAUCACAUCAAGAACUAUGUGAUCAACCGAGACCUGCUGAGGCGUGCCCUGGCCACCAUGAGAUCCAAACACAAGUUUUUAGUCCUCAAUGCUCUUCGCUUCUGUCGUAAAAUUGUGGGCCUCAAGGAUGAGUUCUAUAACCGGUACAUCAUCAAAGGCAAGCUGGUUGAGCCUAUCAUCACCGCAUUCAAGGAGAAUGGCAACAGAUACAACCUGCUCAACUCUGCCAUCGUUGAACUCUUUGAGUUUAUCAGAGUGGAGGACAUCAAGUCUCUCAGUUCGCAUGUUUGCGAGGAAUACCGGCAGUUCUUCAAGGAUGUUGAUUAUGUCAGUACAUUCAAGGGACUGGUGUUACGGUAUGAGCAAGAGAAGGAUCGCAAGCAGACCAAGCUCAGUGAUGGCGGAUACACUGUUCUAGCAUCUCCUGUUGGGCUCUUUUCCAGCCGAGGACCUAAUCACGGCAUCAUCCAUGUGAACAGCCGAUUCCGUCGCGACGCACGCUCCAUGGAGGAGGAAGAGGAGAUGUGGUUUGACCAGACGGAGGAAGAAAACGGUGAAGAAGCCAUCGUACCGCAGCCCGACCCCCUCCCAGCUGCACAGGAACAUGAGCCGGACUUCAAGAGCAGAAAAACGUUUGUUACUAGCAAGAUCAACGAUGCGCCACUUGUCAACAAGAAAUCGCCGCUCAUGGGUCUAGUCGACUACCCUGAUGACGACGAGGAAGAUGACGACGAUGAGAGCGGCUCUUCUCCAGCCAAACGUGCGCGUCUAAACUCCACCUAGCAGUGCGCAGGUCUGCGGAUAUGAGCUCUUGUGUGUUGCCCGCCACCGAGCUGGACCCCUUCUGGAAAUCCCUACACUUCCCUAGUGGCAUUACUGCCGAGCAGUGUUCCAAGGGGGGUGCACGGGCAGGCAAAGCCUGUAUGGACAGAUAAAAAUCUGGUCAACCAUCGAGAAAGGGGCCUCGGUCAAGGCACCGUAACGUCGCAUUGCGCCGAAUCACAACGGAGAAAAUGGUCGCCAGAUGAUUAUAACGUGUUUGACCAAGUGGAUAUUUAUAAAGGGGGAGCUUAAGACACUGUUUAGUAUCGCUGUACAUGCAUCAUAAAGACGCGACCUUGACACAUCGUUUCACCCAUUUUCUUUCGCAGUUAUACCUAAUUUAUUUUUAUCCCAUGGCAUUUUUGUACGACAUCCUUAGAGAUCUAUUCCCCAAUCUAAGUGGAAGUUUUAGUGAAACCCUCAUAUGCUUUUAUUUGUAUGGAGAACAUUGUAAUAUAUGCAGCAGAAGGUCUGCAACGAUAUCAGCAAGAUUAAAAAUCAAAUCGCAAA